Molecule: messenger RNA, 1032 nt
Organism: Peromyscus leucopus (white-footed mouse)
Lineage: Eukaryota; Metazoa; Chordata; Mammalia; Rodentia; Cricetidae
Product: trace amine-associated receptor 3
Exons: 1
Coding region: 1-1032 (343 amino acids)
Biological process (GO): G protein-coupled receptor signaling pathway
Cellular component (GO): membrane
Molecular function (GO): trace-amine receptor activity
Source: RefSeq, a predicted model, not a curated record
AUGGAUCUAGCGUACAUUCCCGAAGACUUAUCCAGCUGCCCCAAAUUUGGGAAUAAAUCCUGUCCGCCCACCAGCCGCUCUUUUCGUGUCCGUGUGAUAAUGUACUCGUUUAUGACCGGAGCCAUGGUGAUCACCAUCUUUGGGAACUUGGUCAUCAUGAUUUCCAUAUCACAUUUCAAACAGCUCCACUCUCCCACCAACUUCCUGAUCCUCUCCAUGGCAACCACGGACUUCCUGCUGGGCUUUGUCAUCAUGCCUUACAGCAUGGUGAGAUCAGUGGAGAGCUGCUGGUAUUUCGGGGAUGGCUUUUGCAAAUUCCACGCGAGCUUCGACAUGAUGCUGAGCCUGACCUCCAUAUUCCACCUGUGCUCCAUCGCCAUCGACCGAUUUUAUGCGGUGUGUUAUCCUUUGCACUACACCACCACCAUGACGGUGUCCAUGAUCAAGAGGCUGCUGGCUUUUUGCUGGGCGGCCCCUGCUCUUUUUUCUUUUGGCUUAGUUCUAUCAGAGGCUAAUGUGUCCGGUAUGCAGAGUUACGAGAUUCUUGUGGCGUGCUUCAAUUUCUGUGCACUUACGUUCAACAAGUUCUGGGGGACAAUACUGUUCACUACCUGCUUCUUCACGCCUGGCUCCAUCAUGGUUGGCAUUUAUGGUAAAAUUUUUAUUGUUUCCAAACGACAUGCUCGAGCCCUCAGCAACAGACCCGAGAACACAAAAGGAGAAGUAAGAAAAAACCUGUCUAAGAAAAAGGACAGGAAAGCAGCUAAGACCCUGGGCAUCGUCAUGGGGGUAUUUCUAGCAUGUUGGUUGCCUUGCUUUCUGGCUGUUUUGAUUGACCCGUAUUUAGACUACUCCACGCCCAUCAUAGUGCUUGAUCUUCUGGUAUGGCUUGGGUACUUCAACUCUACUUGCAACCCCCUCAUCCAUGGCUUUUUCUAUCCGUGGUUUCGCAAAGCUCUUGAGCAUAUAGUGUCAGGAAAAAUAUUUCGCUCCAAUUCAGAAACUACAAAUCUCUUUCCUGAAGCGCAUUAA